AUGGAUUCCUUUCCAAGAGUUCACACCUUCUUCUCCAGCAUUAGCAACCGCUGUCUCCGCAUGCUCUGCUUGAAAGCCCACCCACCCUCUAAACCGAUCGAAAUCAGUGCACCAUUCAACUUCAAAGAAGGCCCCGCAAUGCAAUUCCCCGGCUACAGCGAAGACGACAUCUCCCUCAUGCGCGAGAAAGCGCUCGCCUCCACCGCAAUAGUCGAAGAUGGAAUAUUUGACUCUGCGACGAGGAAGGUGGUGCCUGGGACAUGGGGAGGAAGUUCUAGCUGUGAGCUCGUGGAGAGAGCGGUGUUUAACCCAAGGAGGGUCAGCAAAGGGGUGUUUACACUGAGUGAGGGAUAG
This is a messenger RNA of Drepanopeziza brunnea f. sp. 'multigermtubi' MB_m1, 354 nucleotides long. RefSeq lists its product as uncharacterized. Lineage: Eukaryota; Fungi; Ascomycota; Leotiomycetes; Helotiales; Drepanopezizaceae. The record is from RefSeq and is a predicted model, not a curated record.